UCUAUCCAAUCACAGAGUCCUGUCCGUCUUGCUCUGUAGUUUCGCAAGACAGAGAAAUUAUGGCUGCCGUACGGAGCAGCAAACUUCUAGGCAAGUGUGUUGCAUCUCCAACCGGGAAACACUCCGCGUCGGUCAUCUUCUUACACGGCUCAGGAGACACUGGACGGGGAGUGCGAGCAUGGGUCAAAGAGGUUUCGGUACCAGACCUGGCUUUCCCCCACAUCAGAGUGGUAUAUCCCACAGCUCCAGCCAGGCCCUACACACCCAUGCGGGGGGCUCUGUCCAAUGUGUGGUUUGACCGCUACAAGAUCUCACACGACUGCCUGGAGCACUUGGAGUCUAUAGACGCCAUGGCAAACUCCUUGGGAGCAGUUAUACAGGAGGAGAUCAGGGCAGGAGUACCAAAACACAGGAUGAUCAUAGGGGGUUUCUCUAUGGGCGGAGCUAUGGCCCUCCACCUGGCGUGCCGUUAUCACCCUGACGUAGCAGGAGUCUUUGCUCUGUCCAGCUUUCUCAACAAAUACUCUGUAGUAUAUCAGGCUGUGGAGGAGCGGGCAAGGGCGGGGAGCCCCCUCCCAGAGCUAUUCCAGGGCCAUGGGACAGGAGACGAGUUGGUGUUCCAUAAGUGGGGAGAAGAAACUACGGCCCUGCUGAAGAAGGCUGGGAUGACAACCACCUUCCACUCGUUCCCAGGCCUCCAGCACCAGCUCUCCCGGCCAGAGAUUGAGCUACUGCGCUCCUGGAUCCUCACCAAGUUGCGCCCGGACAGUCUAGACGCCAGUGGGCAGUGACCAGUCAGCCCCACACCACUAGACAGACACAUUAACAACACGCUAUUAGCAUGUUAAUAACACGUUCACACUAUUGAGCUGCUUUAAAAUGAGCCAAACCAAACAGUACUGCGCUGGCCUGGUAAAACACUGCCCAUAGUUUCUGGAACAAAGCUGGAAAAGCGAGCCAGCACGGUCAGGUCGGUACUAUAGUGUGAAAAGGAUAUUAACAUGCUGAGUGGGCUGUGGACCACCUCACAACCUCUGGACACAAUACCGCUUUAAAAAAAAUGUGUCAAUAAAUGUUUGUUUUUUUGCUUGGA
Molecule: messenger RNA, 1093 nt
Organism: Oncorhynchus gorbuscha (pink salmon)
Lineage: Eukaryota; Metazoa; Chordata; Actinopteri; Salmoniformes; Salmonidae
Product: lysophospholipase-like protein 1
Exons: 5
Coding region: 60-791 (243 amino acids)
Biological process (GO): protein depalmitoylation
Cellular component (GO): cytoplasm
Molecular function (GO): palmitoyl-(protein) hydrolase activity; carboxylic ester hydrolase activity
Source: RefSeq, a predicted model, not a curated record